Molecule: messenger RNA, 977 nt
Organism: Acomys russatus (golden spiny mouse)
Lineage: Eukaryota; Metazoa; Chordata; Mammalia; Rodentia; Muridae
Product: vesicle-associated membrane protein-associated protein A-like
Exons: 1
Coding region: 141-710 (189 amino acids)
Biological process (GO): neuron projection development
Cellular component (GO): plasma membrane; endoplasmic reticulum membrane
Molecular function (GO): FFAT motif binding
Source: RefSeq, a predicted model, not a curated record
UCUUAUAAAUCGCAUAUUACCACACAGCUGUGUAAAAAUCCAGGACCCAGGGAUGCCCAGGAUGGAGACGCGCGUGGCCAAGGCGGUUGUGACGCGUGCAGAGAGCUGGAGUCGCGAACCGCCACCCGCUCCCGGUCCCCAUGGCGUCGGCCACCCGCGCCCCCGCGAAGCCCCCACAGAUCCUAGUCCUCGACCCGCCCGCAGUCCUCAAGUUCAAAGGCCCCUUCACCGCGGUGGUCACGACGCACCUUAAAUUGCACAACCCGUCAGAGAGGAAAGUGUGCUUUAAGGUGAAGAGCACGAACCCUCACCUCUAUUGCGUGCGGCCCAACAGCGGCGUCAUCGAGCCGGGCAGCACAGUGACGGUCGAGGCCAUGCUGCAGCCUUUCAACUACGACGCCAGCCAGGAGGUCAAGCACAAGUUCAUGGUGCAGACAGUGUUUGCUCCCCCGGACACCUCGGAUCUGGAGGCUGUGUGGAAGGCGGCAAAGCCCGGUGAACUAAUGGAUUCAAAACUGAGGUGUGUAUUUGAAAUGGAAAGCAACAAACAGGAAACAGGCUUGAGACUCAGAAAGGCAGCGCAUCCUGACAAGCCGGAGCCUACCUCUUGCACAAACUUGAAGCACCGUCGCACCAUUUCCCUUCCUGUUGUACUGCUGGUGAUUGGAGCAGGUUUCAUUGGAUUCCUUUUAGGGAAAUACGUCUUGUAGAGUGAGGUGUGCACAACACCAAUUCUCCCUACCCUACCCCGACUUAGACCAGAAAAAAAAACAAACAAAAACCACGUUUCUCUACUCACCAUCUCAUUGGAAGUAUAUGGCCCACGGUGACCAACUUUGCAUAUGGUAUCACAUAAGCUUCGCCCCUAACGAUCUCUCGUGGUUGGAGGAUGCAAUAAACAAGCAAACCAAAUAAAAAACAAUUGGGCUACUAGACAGAUUGCAUGUCAUCACUUCAUCACAAGCCAGUUGCCCAUU